AUGCGGCCGCCCGAGGCGUUUGCACGCCGCCGUUCUGUCGCUGCGGCUGUUGAUGCCGACCUCUCCGUGCACAUGGCCGGCGACAGUGGCAGCGGCAGCACAGCGCCGGCGAUGACCUAUUUCCUGGCAGCCGAAGACGAGAUCGACGCGGCCGUCGAGAGCUCCUGUGGGGCCGGAUUCCACCUUCGCGAGCUGAUCGCGUCGAGCCAACCGCAGCCGUCUCAGCACCGCAGAGUGGAGGCCACGACGGUGGAAGUGGAAGCUGCUGCAGUCGUGGCAUCGAGCUCCACACCGCUCAGUCGGGACGACGGCCACGUCAGACGCGAGGACCACGAAGACGACAGCCGCCCUGCUCCUGUCGAUGUUCCGAGCAUCAGCCAUCGUCCCCGCACACCAGCUGCGACCAGACACGAUCUCAACCUUGACCACGACCGUGAUCUGGUCCGGUCCAUCUGUUCUCCCUCGCUCUCGCGGCCCAGCACGCCAAGCCUGUUUGGCACGCCGGGCCCGGCCUCGCUGUCGGCCCUGAGCAGCCCGUCGUCCCGGCACAACUCGCUGGCGAGCUCGUUUCUGGACGACAGCGAGCCAGACCCGGUCGUGCUGCCCGAAGGCGGAGAACACGGCCGGUUUGGCAGUUUUGACGGCAGCCAUCACCACAUCCACCAGAUCGCGGCCAGCAGUCCGCCGUCCCUCGCCGCCUCCGCCCUCUCGAUCGCGACGGCCGACGAUAGCCGGAUGAUGGACAGCGGCAGCGCGCCGCAGCUGAUCAUGCCCAGCAUCCAGAUGCCCAGCCGGCGACCCUUUACGGCCACCGGCCGGCAGCUCGGCCGGCUCAAGGUGCUCAUCGCCGGUGACACUGGCCUCGGCAAGACGUCGCUCAUCAAGGCCAUCGUGCAGUCGUGCCAGCACAUUGUACACGUCGACCACAUCGCUCCGGCGAGUACCGUCGGCCGUCGUCGAUCGGCCCCGGCCAGCCGACCUGCCCUGGGACACGCACACACGCACCGUCGGCCGUCCCGGUUUUCACCGCCCGACCAGUCCACCGGCAAGAUCACCGAGAUCUAUGCGAGCACCAAGCCGUACCCGGCCUGGUGGAGCGAGCUGGACGACAGCCGGGCCCCAACCAAGAGGAAGAGCCUCGGCGACAACGUGCUCGACCGCAACAUCUGCUUUGUCGACACGCCAGGCUACAGCGGCCAGACAUCCGUCAUGGACGCUAUCACACCGGUGGUGCAGUACGUAGAGUCGUUCUUGCACCGGCUGCGUUCGAACGCGCUGAGCGAUGCCGACCUCGUCAGUCUCUUGACGGGUGAUGGAGGGCUGUCGAUCGACGUGGUCUUCUAUCUCGUUUCCGGAGAUCUGAAGCCGGCCGACAUUGAAUAUCUGCGACUGCUCGCACCACUGACCAACAUCAUCCCUCUGCUGGCACGGGCAGACACGAUCGCGUCCGAGACCGAAGUCGCGUGGGCCAAGGAGCGGAUGGCCAAGCAGCUUCUGGAAGCCAACAUACAGCCGUUUGCCUUUGCAGCGCCGGCAACGGCCUUGGUUUUGCCCUAUGCCAUAUCGAGCACGCCGGGCGUCGACCUCGACACGAUGGACGCGAGCCUUCUGAUGAGCCCCGACUACGUCCAGCCGCUGGUGCCGACCGAGUUGGCUCAGCUGGUCGACCGCGUCUUCUGCCCGGACGGCGCCUCUCGUCUGCGCCAUGCGGCUGCCCGCAAGUCCGUCCAGUGGAGGAAGUGCGGGCUUGAUGCGGACGCGGGCAGCUCGUUGCUGUUGUCGUCGCCGUCGUCGCCGCCGGUGCCGUCACGGCCCCAGCACCUCUACCGGCCCCUGAACCUGAACCUGAGCCUGGCCCGGAUGGCCGACCACACGCAGCGGGAAGAGCGGCUGGCCCAGAUCCGGCUGGCCACCUGGGCCGCCGAGCUGCAGCGCCACCUGGACAGCGAGCGGGCCCGGUUCGAGAACCUGGCCCGGAACGAACGUGCCGUCUGGCUGACGGAGCGACUGAGCGAGUGCGUUCAGGAUGGAAGCCUGGUGGCUGUGGCUGCCGAUCACCGCAGCCGAAGCCAAAGCCAAGGCCAUGGGCUGAAGCGACACGAUACCCGCACGCAUCACGGCUACCGCGCCGACCUCUUUGGCCAGAACAAGAAGAAGAGCCGACGGCCGUGGUCGACGAGGUCCGUGUCGGCAUCACUCUGCCACGAAGACCCGCUCGGCCUGCUCGAGGUCACGGCAGGCCUGAGGGCCCGCGGCUGGCUCGUUCUCGAAGUCCUCGGCAGCCUGAGCAUGCUCGGCGGCAUGGCGCUGUGGGUGGCCCGGUACAACUACCACCUGCAGCUGUACGGCUGGGUCGUCGACGAAUGGGCCAAGUUCUGGGGCGGGGGCCGUUGA
Molecule: messenger RNA, 2394 nt
Organism: Grosmannia clavigera kw1407
Lineage: Eukaryota; Fungi; Ascomycota; Sordariomycetes; Ophiostomatales; Ophiostomataceae
Product: heat shock protein
Exons: 4
Coding region: 1-2394 (797 amino acids)
Biological process (GO): cytoskeleton-dependent cytokinesis
Cellular component (GO): cell division site; septin complex; microtubule cytoskeleton
Molecular function (GO): molecular adaptor activity; GTP binding; GTPase activity
Source: RefSeq, a predicted model, not a curated record